Scatophagus argus is the source of this 24019-nucleotide messenger RNA. RefSeq names its product nesprin-2. Gene Ontology annotation, molecular function: protein binding. The transcript has 110 exons. NCBI's taxonomy places the organism in Eukaryota, Metazoa, Chordata, Actinopteri, Scatophagidae. Gene Ontology annotation, cellular component: membrane. The record is from RefSeq and is a predicted model, not a curated record. The coding region runs from base 1155 to 23069 and encodes 7304 amino acids.
UGAAGUCUGGAAAGUAUGCGAUGACAUACGUCAUCAUUUAUAAAUCUCAGAAUUAUUUUUGUUUUUUGUAAUUUCAAAUAGCCUAUGUCACUGAAGUUGCAAUAUUUAUCUGUCAGUGAAAAUUUAUUGUAGAAAAGCUCCUGUCCCACUGUCGCUUUCAAUCACACUCUUAUCACAUAUUGACACAGUUUUAGACUUUCCAAAGGAACAAUUCGGUUGCCUUAUGUCCCCUUUUGCCUUUUAGUGCCUGUGCCACAACCAUAACAGAAGGGACUUUGAGGUUAGGGCACAGCUGCUACAUGGGUACGUGGGACACAGACUGUCCACCAGAUCUGCCCGCUCUCCAUAGUGAAACAACAAAUAUAACACUGGCACUGCUUUCAAGGGUAACAGUGGCAUUGUGUAACACACUUUACAGCUUGUGUACCAUAUUUUCUCUUCAGGUGAAACAAAAAAGUAAGGUAAAAAAAGUUUAUUUUGGCUCCUACUUCUGUCUCAGCUCAGUUAUACGUAUCCCUCUGAGCUGAAGCACCAAGAGAAUCUAACUGAAAAGCAUCGAAAGAUUGCAGUAACUCAACAUGAAACUGACUGAGAAAGCAAAACCCAAACACUUUAAUUAAAUAAUGAAUAUUGAAAAGUCACAAGUUUGGGUGACUCCUGAAAGGAAAGUGAAACAGUUCCACAUUAAUGAUCAAACUGAAAGUCUUUCCCAGUAUUCUUGUUUCUCAGCUGUUACAUUCUUCUUGUUGUGUUCAGCGACAAUGGGUUGCUUUUGUAACCAAAGCUGGGACUCUGGGUUUUGUGAUGGUUUACUCUUUAGCUAAAGGAUACUUAGUUUGUAUGUGAGCCGGCAGGAGUGAUUCAGGUCUGCAGUGAAUGUGGGAGGGACUUUCCAGUCUUUUUUCUUUCUUUUUUUUUUUUUUGGAAUCACGUCCAAUAGGCAAGAGGCACCUUGUUUCAUUUAUGAGUACCUAUAAAGGCCAAGGCUUCUUUGAAGGGAACUAACAUAGCGAUAACCAAUAUGAAAGGACACAGCUGAGGACAUUUACUGACCACACUCUACGGGAUUCUUCAUUUUAAUGCAGUCUGCUGCACUAGCUGUUGUCAGACAUUAAAGCUCUGCCACAGAUCUCACACUCCGGUUUUGAGACUACAUGGCUUCAGGUGGAGCAGAGGAAGACGAUGGAGGCAUUCCAUUGGAUAUCGACAACGUGCACAUGCUCCUCCAAGUGGAGCAUGAACAGAUUCAGAAAAGGACAUUCACCAACUGGAUAAAUGCUCAACUGGCCAAGAGAUGCCCUCCCUCCUUUGUGUCAGACCUCUUCUCGGACCUCAGAGAUGGGUCACAGCUGCUCGACCUGCUGGAGGUGAUGAGUGGCCAACCUCUGAAAAGACAAAGGGGCCGUGGGGUUUUCCAGCAGAGGGCCAACAUUGAGACAGCACUGAACUUUCUCAAGAAAAAAUCUAUCAAACUGGUGAACAUAAACAUCUCAGAUAUCAUAGAUGGACGGCCCUCCAUCGUUCUUGGACUCAUAUGGACCAUCAUCCUGCACUGUCAUAUUGAGGAGCUGGCCAGCACUCUCUCCUUCAGCUCUUGUCAUUCCUCCCUUGACUCUCUGGUUAGCCUGGACUCUUGGUCUGGCAGCCCGGUCCCGGCUAGUCCGGUCCCUGCAGGCCGAACGUCACCUCUCCACAGACGCUUCCGAGUGUCUGCCAAGAAGGCCCUGCUCAUGUGGGUCAGGGAGCAGUGCCAAAGGGUUGGUUGCUCUAUCAGUAUGAGGGACUUUAAGUCGAGCUGGAGAAGUGGGGAGGUCUUCUUGGCCAUCCUGUGCUCUCUCAGACCUCAACUGGUGGAUCUCUCACUGGUCCGGUCCAGAAGCAACCAGGAGAACCUGGAGGAGGCAUUUUACCUGGCUGAGAGGGAACUCCACAUCCCCCGCCUGCUGGAGCCUCAGGAUGUUGAUGUAAAAGACCCUGAUGAGAAGUCCAUUAUCACUUAUGUGGCCCAGUUUCUACAGUACUCCAAUGACAUGCCAGCACCUGACGACCAUCUGCAGCUGUUUCCUCUGGCCCAACCCUCUUGUCUCUCACCUGUGAACUUGCCUGCUCACCUCACUCCAGCAGCUGCUGUGUCACCCUUACGUCAGGUCUCUCCAAGUGAGCGAGCACUAGAGGUGACUUGCUGGCUGCAGCGAGCCUACCAGGAGCUGUCAGAGUCAUGGAAGGCGACAGAGAAAUCAAGCUUUGCAGAAAAAUAUCAGGUGUUUCGGAACCUCAAUGAUUCCUUCACCGAGCAACGGAGACCAGUGAUGACCCUCCUUUCUGCCAUAAGGCGCCGCCCUGAGCUGAGCCAAGAGCAGUGCGCUCUCAGGACGGCGUGGGAUCGUCUGGAAGAGGAGCUGCAGAGAUGUUCAGCAGACCUGGACUCGAGUCUUCCACCUCCUCUGGACUCAGUUGUUGCGUGGCUGCACCGUGCAGAGGAAGUGCUAACAGAAGAGGGAGGGGAAGAGGAAGGUCACUUAGAUGCUGCGAAACAAGCAAGAGCUCAACAAGACACACUAAAGACUUUAAUUAAGGAGAUGAGCCAUCACGUUCAUAUCCUUGAUACCUACCGCAACAUGGAUGAAUCAGGGAACGCGGUUGUGCCCCUUGAAAAGUUCGACGAGAUGAAAAGACGUUUAACCAACAUUCGAGUCACUGCCAAGUAUCAAGGGAUCAAGUUGGAAUACCAGGAAUCUCGUUACACUGUGCGAGAUCUCUUGGGCCACAUCAAUGCUAAAGUUCAGAGCUGGAAAGCUCCCUAUAGAUCCCGGGAGACAGUACUUGUGCUUCUGCAGGACUGGCAUGAAACAGUGGAGCGCCAGUGCCUGCUUUUGAUUUUGAUGGAUGCUCUCCAAAUCCUAAAGGAGAAGGCAAGGGCUCAUACCAGCAAGGCGGCGUUAGGUGAACAUUCUCAGCGUGUUACUCGUCAGGUGAAGGAAGCAGAAAGUGAAACUGAACUGGUCACACAGGCUGUGAUGGCUAUCAGAGGGACUAUGGAGAGAGUGGUGUCUGCGUGGGAGACUUACCACAGCUGCUUCACGUCUCUGCAGACAUGGUUGGCACAGAUGACACAUUCACACACCCAUUCUCCUGCUGCUGGGACGCAGGAUAUGAGUGAGUGGAUGUCAUGUCAGGCAAAGUUGAACGAGGUGGGGAACUUUCUCAUUGAAGUGACAGAGUGUUCCACAAGUCUCGCUCUGGUCGAGGAGCUCAGCAAGGUCAACAUGCAUUGGGCUGAAUGCAUGAAGAGGACAAUGUUUGAAGUGUCAUCAGAACCCAGUGUCAGUCCCCUCUGUCUUCAAAUGGUGCAUUCACUGACCCAAGAGACAAGCUCGCUGCUGAGGCAGCCGCUGGAGGUGGCCUCAGUCCCGCUGAAGGCUAACAGACAGAAACUACAGCUACUGAGUAAAAAGAUGGCCAGUGUGGCCUUUUCAUCACUCAGUUCAUUGCCAGACUUUCAAACAAGCCACAUAGAGAACCUCCAGCAAACUCUCCCACAGAUGCUUGCUGAGGCAGAGAGGGCCUGUGGAGAGCUGCAGAGGGCUGCGUCCAGGCUGGAGGGCCGUCUGGCUGAGCUGGACCACUGGAGCACAGAGGCCCUGGACUGUCACCAGCACCUAAAGGAGGGAAGGCACAGAGGACGCUCUGGGGUGGAAUCUACAGCCAAAGCACUGGUCUCCCGAGGCUUGCAGCUGGAGAGCCAGGUUGCAACUGAGGGACAGGAUCUGCAGGACCUUGUGGCACGAGUGCAGAAAAGCUCUCCUCUGCAGCACCUCAGUACCUGUAGCUUGAAGGACAGGAUCUCGGUGGCAGUCUCUCACUGCCAGGACAUUCUUGGAAUGUUUAGCUCCCUUGAGUUUCUACAACAUGUGGAAACAGCCCGUCGGACACAGGAGCACCCUGAGGCAGGGUUAUUUGUUGUGGCCAGAACCAAACAUGUUGACCAGGUUGGGAAUGUUAUCCUGCAGAGUCAAGUCCCAAAUCAGGCUUCACCUGAGAGUCCACCUGAGACACCUCAGCAAAGGACAAAAGAUCUCCGGGCUUGGCAUAAAAACCAGCACAUGAGCUCACAGGAUGAACCAGCAGUUGUCACACCCUCUGUCCAAAUCCAGAUGUUGCCUCAGACUUUGGAGGAACCAGUCCCUCAUGUUCACUCUGCACUUGCUCAAACUGUAGGAGAAUUUGAGCCUGUGAUCCAGCAACAGUCAUUUUCCAAAUCCCAUGCACAAGUUUCAAGUCUGAGUCAAAAUGAUCAACUUCUUACUACUGUGAUCCAGGGUCCUGUUGGACCAAAGUGUCCAGAAAAUCCAGUUCUGUCUCAACAGUUAACAAGUCUCGUUCCAGAGGAAAAGGAAAACUCAACCUCCUCACAAACUCACAUGUCAAAAUCCAGAAUAAGAGGGCAUUCGAGCACUCUACAGAGUAACAAAAGAUCUCCAAUGCCUCCAGUGAUGGUCCGCAGCGAAGUUCAUUCAAAAGCAGAAUCAAUGGCAAGGAGCAGACUGGAGAAAGCCAGGUUUCGUCUGCAAGGACGCAUCCAGCAAGCCAUCAAGUUGUUUGGUGGCAGAGAGAUUUCAGAGUCACAAGCCAAAAGGAAACAGAGAGCUUUAAAGAUUCUGCAGCCUGUCAUCCUUGAGGAGUUCCUGGGUGCAGUGGAGGGUUUGGGGGCCUUUUGUACUGGAGCCCAACUGCAGGAAUUAAUGCUUCUCUCUGACUCAGUCAGAAAGCAGUGGGAGGAUAUACGCAAAGAAAUAGCCGCCUUUGUUCCCAUCUUAUGGUCUAAGAUGAGAGAGGGAAAACAGUCUUUGUCUGUUGUUCAAUGUGAGAUGCAAACUAACACUCCACAUGAAGCAACUGACCAGACUGACCUUGUCUCUGUGCAGCAGCAACAGGCUGUUAUGGAUGGAGCUGCAUCUGUUGAGGAAUGCGCUGAAUCGCUCCAAGAGCUGUGUGAAACGCUAACACCGAGAAAAUCCUCCUGCCUGGCAACAGACCAGCUGAGGGAGUCAGAUGAAGUACUGGAAAUACAACCCAGUGACACAGUGCUCCUGUCUGACUGCAGGGGACGGCAGCUCCCGAGAAACACCCCGCAGAGAGCGACUGGCGUGUCGGUCAGCACUCAGCAGAGCAACAACCUCCCGCAGGAACAAAGAGUGGAAAGCCCACAACAAGACCUCUCACCUGUGAGCAGUGUUGCUGAUGUCCCAGUCGAGAGACAGGAUGAUGGGACACAACGCAGAGGCUGUGGUUCGGGGAAAAAUCUAAAGUCCUCACUUCGAGCCAAGGAGCAGCUGCUAAAAGCUCAUCUACUGCACAUCACAGAGAGCAGUCAGCAAACCCAAACCCAAAUACAGGCGGUUGUCAGGGGCAGCACUGUGGAGGCCAAGCUGGAGGCGGAGUGGGCCAUCAUCACAGAGACAGCCCCUCCAUCACAGGAAGAGGACUUCUCUGAACAGGAAGUGUUAGAAAGGAUGACAUCUGUAGAGAAUACUGCAGACCUGGUGCAUUCUGCAAAUGACCAGAUGACGUUGAUAACAGAAAAACUGGAUCGGAUCCUCAGAGAGUCUGUAGACAUCUCAUGCUUCACCUUGGCUCAUCCUAGACUGGUAUCUGAUUUAAAGGAGAUGGACAACAGACUGCAGUCUGAAAUGAGGAAGAUAUUAGGACGAGGCACUGAAGAGGAAAGACAAGGGCCAGACGCCACAUCCCCUCCACCCCUCAGCCUGGCUCUCCACAACAGUGUCCAUCAUCUCGAGCAGCUCAGACAGCAGCUGGACAAGGUUCAGUCAGCUGCCCAGGCCCUGGAUCACUUCCUGGCCACUGUGAGGGAAGUCAAAGCUGGGAUGCCAAUGCUGCUGGCAAACCAGAACCCCAGUGGACAGCAGAAUGAGACAGACUGGGAGCAGGAGAGACACUCUUGGCAGGCAGUGAUGCAGCAGAAGUUGCAUACUGUUGCGGAACAAUCUGAUCGUGCUGACAGCUUUUUAAAGGCAGUGGGGAUUACUCUAACCAUGGAUGGUGCAACAGCAACAUGUCAGGAUGUGGUUACAUCAUUGUCCCAGCAAGCUGCGGAUGUGGGGAAAGAGCUGAUGAGGAUCAGGAAAAGAGAGAGAAAAGUGAAACUACUUCCAAUGGGAAAGGAGCAAAUCCAGGGCAAUGAAGACCUGAAUCCUUUGGAGGUACGUCAGAUAAAGACCGGGACUGAUUCACCACAGGAGCAGGAGCAACCCACUCCAAGCUGGAUGGAAGAGGAGCCAGGGAUGGAGGCCAAAAAGUGUAGGCUGGAAGGGGAAAAUGAUACAAAGACACAAAGAGAGGAACAGCACAAGACUCAAACAUGGAAGACUGAAGAGGAUCUCUUAGAUGUCAAGGGCCAGAUAGGAAGAAGCAGCAGCCAGUUGAAGAAAGAGGGAGAAGAGAAGGAGAGUUUGGUCCAGAGGAGGGAUGCCUUGUUAGGCAUGCUGGAGGAGAUAAAGGGAGCAGCUGAGCACCUGGGGUUACAGGAGCCAACCCUGCCUGCUCUGCAGCAGAGGACACGAUCCUUGACUGCCCUGGAAUGUCGUCUUGCUGGCCACCUGGGUGAGCUGCAGUACAUACAAGAUGCAUCUCGAUCAGGGCUCACUGAUGUGAGUCAAACCAGAGCGGUGGGGGAUGUGUGGAAGGAAGCGACAAAAGCUAUAAGUGAACGGCUGGAGAGGUGUGAUGUCCUAACGGAGCUGCUGAAGAGGUUUCAGAGUGUUCGAGGUGAGCUGAGUGUGACGCUGCAGAGGGCAGAAAGCGCCAUCAGUGAACAAGUCUCUUACAUGGGGAAAGACAACCUGCACAGACUGCACACUAAGGUUCAGGAAACAAAAGCAGAGCUGAAUGGCCUCGGUGAUGGUGUAGAGGAGGUCCGCAGUGUGUGCAGGCAGCUUCACACUCAUCUACGACAAAUCCCAGAAUGCACCGUCAUCCCAUUUGAGGAUGAAGCCGAUGCUCUCAUGGACCGCUGGCUGGAUAUAUCAGAAAGAACAGAUACCCAUAUUGAAAACCUACACCUUGGCCUCACUCUGUGGGAUGGGGUCCUCCAGCUGGGAGCUGAGGUGGAGAGCUGGACGGCCAAUAAGCUCGCAGUGUUUGCUCAGGCUCCAUCCUUUCAGACAGAGGAAGACAUCAGGACCUUGCAGAAGGAGAUUGCAGCCCAAGAGGAGAAUAUGGAGCGUUUCCACCGGAGAGCCAAUGAGAUUCAGUCGCUGCUUCAAAGCACAGAGCCCCCUUUGGAGCUGCAGGUGGUGGAGACUCAGAUGAGGAAGAAGGUAGAGCAACUGAAGGAGGUUGUUGCUGAAGCGGAGGAUGUAUACAGGCAGAUGGUAGCUGCUCAGGGACAAAUUACUGCAAAAAUGGCUGAAUGUUUUAACUCCCUGCAGAAGAUUCAGGACUCUCUCAUCUCUCUCACUGCUCCAGAUGUUGCAACGGUCCUUGUAAAACUUAAGUAUCUCCUUUUUGAGCUCCAGGGCCAGGAUGAGCAGGUGGAGAGUCUGCUGCGGGAUCUGGGUGUUAUGGCCUCCAUAGCGAGUCCAGCCAGCCUACAGAGUCUGUCUGUGGACGGCAUUCAGCUGCAAGAUAAAGUCAGAAACAUCCAUCAGCUCUUCUCUGAGGUGGAAGAAAAGACUGAGAGGAACAUCCAGGCACUCGACAGGCUGCAAAGGGAGAGCGAGCACUUGGAGCAGUGGCUGCAAACUGCUGAGGAAAAAGCAGCCAAGGAGGAGGAUCUUCGUCUCCUGCAAGAGGAAGCGCUUCAGCAGAGGGUGAGGAGAGAAGCCCUCGAUCAGCUUGUGUCAUCUUUACAAAGUAGCCCACUUCAGCAGUGUGCACUUGUGGAAGAGAGCAGCAAACUGCUGAAACGAUACGACGACUUUCAAACCAAAUUACUGCAUGACUCUGUGGGGAAGCAGAGCUAUCUGGGCAGGGACAUCCAGGGUGCAUGUUCCCGCCUCGAGGAAGGUGUGUGUAAUGAGGAACAUUUUGGCCAGUUACUGCAGGACUGCCACCGUAAAUUGACAUCCCUGCAGGAAAGACUGUCAGCCUGUCAAGCCCACACAGAAAGCUCAGCUCAACUGACCACUGAUGUACAAGCUCUGGAGGCUUUCCUGCAAGAAGUUACAGUAAGUUUACAAAUUGCAACACUCAAGAACUCUAUCACAGCCAGUUUGUCAGCAGAGGCCCAAACCAGCCUCUCUCAGCAAGUCGACAACCUCCAGAACCACCAGAGGGCGCUAGACAGUAGCAUCAGAACAAAUCUGGCACUGCUCACAGAAAACAGAAACCAGGCAGUUCAGCGAGUGAAGGAAGAGGUCUCAUGUCUGCAGACAGUGCUAAAAGACAUGGCUGGAAACCUGUUUGAGAACCGUGAGGUGUUGCCUGAUAUCAGCCAGCUGAAACAAGAGUGGCAUACGCUACAGGAUUGCGAUACCAGGCUGACAGAGUUGUCUGAAAGAGUUCACGACCUGCAGAAGACUGGAGAGUCGAGCAUCGCACAAGAAACACCUCCUGCAGCUCUCAUUUUGCCUGUUGAUGCAGUUUCUAAAGAACUUGACAGCCUCAGGUCAAUUUUUCUGCAAAAGAAGCAAGAGUGUGCUGAAAACACUGCUAACAGGGUGAAAAAGGCCAUCAGUCAGCUGCAGCUUUGGAGCCAAACGGUGCAGACUGAACCAUUAUCACCCAACCAGGCAGCUCUGGAUGAGGGUCUGUGGUGUCAACAAGAGCUUCAUGAUAUGCUCUCAGAACAAGAUUUUCUUCUAAACUGUCUGGGUACAAAAGUGUCAAAGGAGCUGCAGGGAAGUGCUUCAGAUGCUCUCAGUGAAAGCACUUCUGCACUUGAAACCUUAUUUAAAUACCAGGCUGCUCAGGGUCAUUGUGAAGAGGAAAUGGACAAAGUUGUUGAAGAAUCUGGAAAUGAAACUGAUGCUCCAUGUUUAGCUUCAUCUGAUGAAGCUCCAGCCAGGUGUCCUCCUGCCUUUCCAACCCUUUCUGCAACAGACAUCAAGGAAAACUCUGAAAGUGAUCAGAAUGAUGAUAAAAUUAAAACCAGUGGGGCUUUGGAAAGAGACAAAGAAGAUUCCCUUUUCCCUCAUCAAUUCCCAUGUCCAGAAAUACCUAAUGAUUUUACAUCAAAAACCCAACAAGAACCACAACAGUUAACAUCAGCUUCUCCAUCAAAAAUUAACUUGAAUACUUGCAUUGGUCCGAAAGAUGAAAUUGACACACCGAACACUGAUAUCAGUCCCUUAAGGAGCAAGCGCCGGUCACUUUCUGGAAGUACCACAGAGCCUUUAAUGUCAGACUCGCGUUCUACUCAGAGUUUAAUAGCUCAGCAAGAACGCACCGAAUCAUUGCAGGAAGUCACUGCACCAACCCAGAACCCAAAGCUGUCAGCUGUCAGCACAGAAAAUAACAAAGAAAUCAGUUCAGCACACUGUGCCACAUCCCUGUUUGGAUCCUCAGUGAAAAACCCGGACAACUUUCCACUUUGUACUUUUGAAAAUGCGUCUGGACUUCUAACAGCAAGAUCAGAUGCAUUUAAAGCAGUUACUGACACUCAAGAACAAGAGAAACUCUGUAGCGUAACCCCAAAAACAAUGUUUACAAUAGUGUCAGACAUGAGGCCACAGGACAUGCAGAAAAAUGACAGCGAUGGCCCAGAUACACUCAGUUCUUCACGGGAGGCAGAGCUUUGUGAUGCAAAGCUCAUGAAAGUUUCAAGUAUAAGAUCUUCUGAGAAGCCAUCUGGACUCAUGGGCCCUGACUCAGGUGAAACAGACUUGAAAAUCCAUUGUUUAAAGAGUGCAUUAAACACAUCUCAAGUCACAGACUCAUUGCCAGAAGCCCCCCUGGCGUUAGUAAAUAUCGAACUGGAGGAGGUAAAAUCCACAAGUGCCAAAUUAUUACGCAAAGAGAGUGAAUUGAUUUGCAGUGACGUGUCGAAUUCCUCCAAAUCAUAUGGCAGUGUUGCUGAGCGUCAGCUCAAUGGAGCACAUGCAGCAGAAACAACAUGUCCGCAUGCCAAACAAGAGGAGAUGACAGAUUUCUGUCACACUGAAGAGCAAACAAUGAGCUCACUCUUAUGCACUCAGGAAGGAGAUGCCUCAACUGAAACACGAAUGCCUGCUGGAGACAAUAAAAAGCUGAGGGUUGCUGACACUGCACAGAGCACAGGUACAGGAAAUCUGGUAAUGGCAGAGCGAGAAAACACAGAAGGUGCAAGUGACUCUGAACACACGAAGUCCAAACUUUUUAAGGGGCCAGAAAGACGCCGCAAAGCUACACUGCCGAAUGAGGAAAGUGAACUGCAGGUACCUGUAUCGCUGGAGGACACAAAGGUGACACAAGGACAGAUCCAAGAGAACAUGGAGCCUGUGAGGACAGCGCUGGAUCUGCAGGCCGAGAUGACCACAGGUGCAUCUCCAGAGGCUUACAAACACAAGUGCAGCAUGCAGGAUAUUUUGUCUGAGAUCCAGAGCUUGGUGGAAAGAAGUAACAUAAUAAACCGGACACCACACAUUGAUUUAAAUUGGUACCUGAAAUCCUCUCCUGGUGAAUUGGAGAUUCGAUUGGUACGAACUGUCCAAAAGGUUCUGGCAUGUCGAUACCAACCAGCACAACUUGACAUCACCGCAAUGGCCAAACAACUGCAGGAGGCAGAGGAAUACAAGUGUUGUGUGCAGGAGCAAGUGGCUUCAAUGAAAAGCAUGAGUGCCACGAGGAUUUCCAACCCAGAUGCCUUGAAAAGGGUUGAAGGACAGCUGAGUGCUGCACUGCUGGAUGCCUCUGCCACAGUGCAGGUCAAAGCUGCACAGCUGGAUCAGGUCAAACGGUAUCACAAACAGAUGAGGAUCAUCCGAGAUUUCCUGGAGUUUCUAGCUGCUGAGAAGGAAAAAAUGAGCCUAAAUACUUUGGGAAGCAGUGCUCUUCAAGCUGACAAGCUGCAUGCCCUGCUGCAAACUAUGGCACAGAAAAAAGACAUGAUGGAAGAGCUCCUCCAUUUAAGUGGCCAAUUGUCAGUCCAUUUGAGUGAUGCUGAAAGUUCAGGCGCUCUCCUUGCCCACCUUGGAGACGUCCAGGAGGAAUGGAGGCUUUUAGAGGGAAGUGUGAAAAGGGCUCUGCAGCACGCUUCAAGCUCCACCUGUCAAUUUUCUCUUCUAAUGAAAGAGGCCAAACAGCUCAAAGACAAGCUUGAAGCUGUUCAGAAAUCCAGCUUUCAAAGUCAUGACAGCAAAAGUGCCUUCGAACUUGUUUGCCUCGCCACAGACCUAAAACUGUACCACCAGCUUUAUUUGCAGUUACAGUCCCAGUCAGAUGCUCUUGUUCAUUUCUCUCUUGGUCAGAAAGAAAGGGAUGAUAUCAGACAUAGUCUUCAGGAGCUGGGGCCCUUGCUAAAUGUCACCAAGAGCAAACUUGACACUUCCACAUACAGACAUGGCAUUUCUUCUUCUAAGGCUAACAAGCAAUUGCAUGACUUGAUCAUAUGGGCCAAGCAGGCAGAAAACCACAUUACACUUGGGCAAAAGUUAGCUCUUUUCCCAGAAGAGGCUCGUAUUCAGAUUGCUAAAAUGAAGAAAUUUCAGGCUGACUUUUGGUCUCGAAGGUCAAAGAUGCAAGUAAAAGUUGAGCAGAUGAGAGAUGGAUCCUCUGAUGUGGAAAAGGAGGAAAAUGACCAAGUACUGAAGACAAUAGAAGUCCUGUACCAGCCCAUUGCUGACAGUUUCGAUCACGUUGUUGACACCAUGAAGAAAAAUCUGCAGGAGAGGGAGAAACUAUUAAGCCAGCUUGCUAGCAUGGAUGCUUGGCUAGCAGAAACGCAUGCUAAAAGAGACCCCUGUGUCCAUGUUGACAGUGUUUCAAAAGCUGACAUCAGAAAGCUGGAGAGCGAGCUGAAAAGUCACAAAUUAGCAGCAGCAGAGAUAGAGAGCCAACUGAAACUGGUGGAAACAAUGUCAGAAAGUUGCAGGGAAAUAGCCAUAGAUCUGAGUCCAGGAGAGAGCCGCUACCUUGUCAACAGACUGUCAGGCCUUUGGACAGAAUUAGAUGGAUUGCUAGCUCAUGAGAAAGCAACCAGCUGGGAAUUAGAGGAGCUGAUUUAUGAGAGAACCUCUUCAGAUAAGGAGCUGUCAACCAUCCAGACUAGUUUACAGCAAAUUUCCUCUGAUUUGGUGAAGGAAAGGUUUCCUUUGACGCAGGAAAACAUUUCAACAAUUGAACAUUUCAAGCACAUGCUAAUGGAGCAUCAGUGUGAAAUACAAGAGCUUCAGCACUGUCAGGAGACCAAGCGAAGCUCCCUGUUGAGUGCCAUUGGGGAACUGCAAGACCAGUGCAAAGCUCUUAGUGUCACUGCCUUUGAGCAAGACAAAUAUCUGCACUUGAGGAGACAAAUGGAGGAAUCUAGGGACAUUGCCAAAGAGCAAAUCCAGCGUGCCAAAGACAAAACAAUCAGUGUUGGGGAGAGAUUCAGGAUAUGUCAAACACUCCUGGUUGAACUUCCUUUGGUUAAGACACAGUGUCAAGAAGCAGCAGACCAAUUGGAGGCCAUAGCUCAGGAGCUGGACCCCUCAGAGCUUGAUUCAGAGAGGCAGAUGAUUCGUCAUACUGUGGAAACUUUAGUCUCCUGGGAGCAUUCUGUCACAGAUGACAUCAAAAAACUAGAGCCCAAGCUUCUGCUAGGUCUACGUUUUUCCUCUGAACUUCCUGCUUUAAUGGAGUUUUUCAAAAGGACAAGAGUGGAGCUAGACAGAGCCGAACCAGCCAAUCCAGAUGAAAGAGCUGUAGAUAUUGCACUGCAAAGGUAUUGGGUUAUUUGGAGAAACAUGGAGUCUGGGAUGAGGAUGUUGGAAGGUCUGGGAUGGAAAGAAAAAAUUAAUCUUAACGACUACAAGGAACUUUACUCGAUUAAGGAUGCAACCAAGCAAGAGUGCCAUUUGCAGAUGGAGAGUUUAUCCCAGGCCAGAGAAUCCUUGAAAGAUUAUGAGUGGGCUGCUCAGGGAGCGAUAUGCUUCCUUCAUAAUGCUGAAGCAACCUUCUUAUCAGCUCCUGGAGGGUUUUUGGACUGUACUGAGGAACAGAGACAGACUCAGCAGGCUCUAGAAACUCUUGAAGAUGGAUUUCAGGCACAUAUCAGCCACCUUACAGAACUGCUGCCCCAACAAUCCUGCCUGUCCCGCCCAAAGACUGAGCAGCUUCACAUCACCAUCCUCAGUCAGCUGUUGGUGGGAAGAGCCAUACUGGAAGCCCAAGCCCAGCUCAGACUGGAGUCUUUGCAGAGGUGUGAAAUAAGACAACAAAGCCACAGAGAGUGUCAUGAAGACAUACGGCAAAAUCUCUCUGGGCUGGAAAACAAGCUUUCAGAAAGUGCUGCAGAACAAGUGACCUCUUAUGACAAAUGUCUUGCUCAAGAAAAACGGGCCAAGCUUCUGAUGGAGGGUCUUCGCAGUCUUGCUGGUAGGAUAGAAGAACUGAGAGGUGGAUGUCCGAUGCAGGGCUGCGGUGUGGGAAAGGAUGGUGAGCUGGGUGGCUUCUGGAGGCGCUGGGUAUCGUUACGACGUGGCGUUGGCCUCCUGAUGGCACACACACAACAGAGGGGAGAGGAAUGGAAGGACAUCACUGCAAGUAUGGAGCAGUGUUGCAGCUAUUUGGCCAGCCUUCAGGCUGAUGUUCCUGACUCUUCUGCCGUGAGUUUUACAUUGGAGGAACCCCAGGAGCUUCUGGCUCAGGCUGAGAUGCACCAGGUUGGGCUGGAGCAGGAACAGCAAGCCUUAGCCUCCCUGGAGCAUCGACUGGAGCACGCCUUGAGCUUAUCUAGUUCUCAGGAUCCUGUCAGCCCUGGACCUUUUGGCAAAACACUAGUGAAGAUCCAAGAGAAUGUCAGAAGCUUGAAAGAGAGGAAUCUCCAGGUGGUAGCUGCAGCCCGGGCAGAGGAGAAAGAGAGACAGCAUGUCCAAGAGGAGAUAGAAGAGGUGGAGCAGCACAUUUUCAACAUUCUUCCUUCGCUGGAGGCCUGUCCAAAUCUAUGCAAACAACAGGAGCUUAAAAAGGAUUUGUCCUGCCAGAAGGCCAAGCUAAAGCAUAUCAUGGAUGGUGUGCAGAGCCGGUAUGCUGAGAUACCAGCUGAGAUCAGCAGAAGGUUACAAGAGGUUCAGCUGUCUCUGCAAAGGGAAGAGGUUAAGCUCAUGGAGAAGAGCAACCCAAUUCGGAAGCUGGAUAGUAAAGUGGUGGAGUUGGCAUCUGGACUGGAGAAAGUCAGAGCUUUGCUGGAGAAAAGGAGCCCCACAGUCAGUGAAGUGCAAAGUCUACUCAAGCAUGUGUGGGAUGAGCUGGACACUUGGCACACACGCUUGAUGCUCCUGGAGAAUGAGGUGCAGGAUGCCGCGGAGGAUCAUCCAGAUCAAGCCCACCUGCUCAUGGACGGACUCACCCAACCACUGCAGCUCUACCAAAACGUAGCGCAGAUGGCUGAGCAACGCACCGCCUUCCUCAGCAAGAUCCCCUCCUGUCUUCAGGAGUUUGAAGGCAUCAUGUACAGCACAACCUGCUGGUUGGAUGAGGCCCAGUCGUGGCUCAGUGCUCCCUGCAGCUUCACAACAGCCAGAAGCCUCCAGAAUCACGCAAAGUCCCUGCAGCUGGUGCUGGACGACUCUGAGAGGAUCAUACACACCCUUCAGGACUUCAGGCCAGUCCUGGAUGAGAUUUCUGCUGUGUGUGACAUGAGCACCCAGGAGGAGAGACUGGAACAGAAUGACCAGCAUGUCCACAAAAUGCAAUGCAAGAUCCUUGAGCCGCUGGAGCAGCUGCUCCGGGGGGUUGAGGUUGUGGAGGCAAUGGAAGCAGAACUGAAGACAAUAGAGAAAAAUGUCCCAAAGAUCAGAGUGAUUUUAUCCUCCAUGGACAACUCAAACACAACUCUGACAGAGCACCAUCACAACCGACAGGUGAUUCUGGCGAACGUGCAGUCGAUGCGUAGGACACUGGAGGAGACGGCGAGAUGCAAAGGAGAACUUCACCUCCCUCAGGGAUCGGAGGAGGGCCUGCUGGUCUUCUCCAGAGCCAGACUGCUGCUGCAGCAACUUGAGGAGCUGGAACAACUCACACAGCAACAAGCCACACAGCUGGAGAAGAAGAUGAGUGAUGAUUCUGGCAUCAUACAGGAAAUGCAGCAGCUAGACAGAUCUCCACAAAGACACUUUGUCCAGCAGGAGGCUUUUGAGGUGUCUAAUUCAGAGGAAGAGGAGGAUGAGGAGAACGAGAGUUGUCACUCGUCAUCCUCUGACACACUAACAUGCAGUAUUCCAGAGGAUCCAGAGGAGACGGUCAGCUCUUCAGAGGCACAAAGUGAGGAUGCAGCUGAAAUUAAGCUUCAAGUUAAGGAGCUGGAGAGCAGACAGUUUUCCUCUGAAGUGGAGACAACCUCAAGCAAUGUCGAAAAUGGACUUUUACCUGUGAACUAUAGGCUUGAUACGAAAGAGUCUGGAUCAGGUAAUGAUCAAACUGGAUUAAAAACAAAGGAAUCCGACGCUGAAGCAUUUAGUCCUGAAAAUGUGACAACUGAGUCACUCAUCACUGCACCUGAAGACAAGUUGGACCAACAUAGAUCAUCAGCGCGUGAAGCCCUCAUCCCUGACCCUCAUACAGAGUCCUGUCAGGCAGCAGAAGAACCAAGAGAGAUUCCUGCAAGACCCGUUACUCAGUUCACUGCCUCAAGAUCAUCAGAGGGGUCUAUAAAGGAGGAAGAUGAAGAGAUGUCUUCAGCUUCCUGUCAAGAACUGGUUACUGCUAAUGUGUUGAAGGAGCAAAAUCAAGUCAGCACCAAUCAGAGUAAUGUGGUGGAAGAAUCCCAACAAGCCCAGAGCUCCUCUGAGGUGCCGGAAAGUUUGACUGGACAUGAAGCAGAUGAGGAGGAGCAGCUGAAGUGGAGCCGACUUCAUAACCAGAUCUCCCAAAAAUUGAUAACCCUGAAAAAAGUCAAAGAAGAGCAUCAAACCCUGAUCAGCUCAGAGGAUGGAAGGACACAAGAAAAGGUUCCAGCAAGGGCCCUGAUACCAACCGGGUCUGCAUCUGCUGUUCUCCAGCGAACACAUGAGUCCAUCAUCGCGCUGAGACAAAUAGUGAGCUCUGCAGAUGGUUCGCGUCCAGGUGUGAAUGAGCAGCUGUACAAGGCUGUGCGGAGGGUCCUCCUCUGCCUGGACGCUUUAACGGACCUCCUGUUGACUCCUCGUGGUGAAGAUGACGACCAGCUGAGGCUGCUACAGCAGGAGUGUGUAUCGACUGAGAUGCUGACUCUGGCUGAGCUGUUGAGCAGAGUGCAGUCAGAGACCAGACCUGCACCUGCACCUGAACCAGAAGCUCUCAGCUCGUUGACUUCCCUUCAGGACUGUCUUCACACGGUCCAGCAGGUUUUCACCUCAUCCCACAGUCAGCUCACUGAACAUCUGGGCAGCACGCACGAACAUCAGGUGCUCUCCUCCAGCCAGCUGUGUAUUUUGGACGAGUUUGAAAUGGGACAAAGUGAGAUGUUCCCCAGUUUAAAGGAGGCUCCCAGUUUGGAGCAGUGUGUGCUGGGCAGACAUCUGAAGGAGAGUCCGGGGAAAAAAGCCGAGCUACAGCAAGCUUCCCGGUCUUUGCUUCAGGGGAUAACUCGCCUCCUGGAACUGGGUGAAGAACGCAUAACAGAAGGGCAGAUGAGCCCGGUUCACAGCUGCAGCCAACUUCAAGCUGCUCUCUGCAGACGUAAGAAGCUCCUGCAGGUGCUCAGGUCUCAGUUGGCAUUUGUGCAAGAUCUGUUCCAACGUGAGCCAGAAGUACCCGAGUGUCAAGAGGAUGAGCGGGUACAGCUGGAAGUCAGAGCCAAAGCUUUGCUGCAACAGGCGCUGGAACAGGAAGUGGCUUCUCAAAGGAGGAUUCAGGACUGGACCCGGUGGGAGGAUAAUUGUGGUCGACUUGGCAGGCUCCUGGAUGACGCUGAAGCCUUCCUCAGCAGUAGGGAGUCAGAGGAAGAUGAUGAGAAAUUAGCACAGCACAGACUAGAUGCCUGCCAGCAAACAUUAGUCCAGCUGGAUGAGGGCAGAGCUGCUUUAGGACUGAUUCUGGAUCAGGGGAAGGUGCUGCAGACCGAACCAGAGUUUGCUACCACAGUCAGUCAUGCAGGAGGCGCUCUGGAGCUGCGGUGGCGGAGCAUCUACAGGCGGACACAGCAGGAGAGUCAGCGCUGCAGAGACAUCCAGGACCGUCGGGUCAGAUUCCAGACUGACUUUGUCUCGGUCAGCGAAUGGCUGACUGGUGCCAGCAAACACCUUGAGACUUGGUCAAACCUGUCCAUUAUCUCUGACCUGAACCAAGAGUGUAUUCACAAGCAUCUGAUCAAGCUGCUGGACUUCUCCAUGGAGGCUGAAGCCAUGUCAGUGAAGAGGGCGUCAGCAUGCAGGGAAGCCGCUCAGCUGCUUCACCUGAGGGAAGCUGACUGUGCGGAGCUCAGAGCUCAGCUGGUCCAGCUGGAGGUCAGCUGGAGCCAGGUGACCUCUGACCUGUCCAAGACACAAGACCGGCUGCUGCAGCAGCUGCUGGCAGCAUGGCCACCGGCGACGCUGCUGUCUGACCUGGAGGACUGGCUGAAGAAGCAGGAGACUCGCCUGAGCCAAGAGAAAGAAAGAGUCCUCAAGGCCAAAGAUGCUGCUCAAAUCACUGAAAUCCUGCAGCACUACCAGGAGUUAAAGGCAGGCCUGGUAAACGGGCAUCUCCUCCUCGAUUUCCUGUGCCAGUCUGUCCCUCGGGUGGUGGAGGUGGACAUCCAGGCUCUCCGUUACGAUCGUAUUCUGUUUGCAGAAAAACUUGGUGCCCUGAAACUGCAGUGGCUGCACCUUCAGGGAGAGCUGGAGAGCCAGAUUCGUGAAGCUGAACAGAUGCAUCACACUUGUGCAGACAGAGAGAGGCGGUUACAGCGACUUUGUGGCUGGAUAGAACAGCAGAAAAAGCAGCUGAAACAGAAGAAACAGCCCACAAGUCAGGCUCUGGCUCAUAAGACUCUGCUGGAGUUGGAGGUACAGGAGUGGGACGCUGAUGUGGGCAGAGUGAGGGAGGUGGCUGCAGCUCUGCAGGAGCUGAAAGCCACAAGAGUGCAUGUGGAAAAGGCAGAGAAUCACCCCAGUGAUACCGCUUUCUCUGCCCAGGCAGAGAGUGUUUGUCAUGCUUGUGGGGAUCUUAGUCAGCAGAUGGCAGCUCUGAGAGCAGCUCUACAGCAGACUGUGGAGGAGUGGGGAUGUUUCGAGAGAGCUCUGAGUGAGGUUUCUCUGCACACCACUAGGGUGCGCUGUUCUCUGCAGCAUCAGCCUCUGCUCUCUCUAAAGCAGGCAGACGGGUACAUGGACCUCCUUCAGCUACUCCAGGAGCAGGUCGGGAAAGGGGAAGAGCUAUGGGCGUCUGUGGACAAAUCCUAUCAGAGUCUCGUGAAGACUCUUCAUCGUGGAACAGCUCAGGCUCUGGAUGAUCAGCUGGAAGAAGAGCGAAAACGGCGGAAGGACGUGUUGCAGGAGCUAAAUGACGAGCACAUGAAGACUAGAGAGACACUUUCCCUCUGGCAGCAGUACACUCACCUGUCUGACCGGUGUUCCCUUCACCUGGAAAAACUGUGGCAUCAGUGGGAGGAGGUGACGAGAUCCUCACCUCAACAGGACACACAGCUGGUGCAGCAGUUGCAGGAUGCUGCUGAAGAUUUGCAAAGCAGCGUGGGAGACGUUCUUGAAGCUUCCAAGCCUCUUAUUGGACGUCUAGAACCCAUGGCUGCAAAUUUGAUCCAAUCAGAGACCAGAUUGCUGUCACGCGACACCCUGGUGGUGAGCCAGUUGAUGUCAGGAAAAAAUAAAAGUCUUCAGGAAGAUUUGGAGGAAGAAAAUUUAUUUCAUGCUCAACUGAAGGCCCUUGAAAUGCAGACACAGGACAUUCAGAGGCAACUUAAGGCUGGCUUAAAUGACACAGACUCUCUGAAGGAUCUGUCGGGGCUCAACAGCCUGUUUGCGUCACUGGUUGACGUCAUGGAGAUGAGUGGCAAUGUGACCCUUAACAACCACGAGAGCGAGAGAGUGCGCAUGCUCCGCAGGCAGUGGGUUGAAAUCAUGACUCACAUAUCUGAUAUGAACAGGGAGCUUCAGGCUGAGCAUCUGUGCUCUCAGAGCUUUCAGGAGAAAUGUGAGAACUUGAUGUCUCUCCAGAAGACGCUUGAGGAGUCGACAUCUAAUAAACCUCCCAGUUACUCCGGGCUCCGAGAGAUGUUGACAGUUCAUCAAAGGCUUGAGACUAAAAUAAUUACUGGACACCAGCUUCUGCAGAGUCUUCUCUGUCAGACAGUCGAGUCUGUGGAAAAAGAAAACGAAGAGAAAAGCAGAUUUGAGCUGGUGACACAAGCGACCCGCAUGAGGGAGAGGUGGUUCAGCUCUGUGGCUCUGGUUCGCCAACACAGGCGCUGGAUUAAAGAGGAGCUGGGCCAGUGGAGAGUCUACCGUCGUGGCUUGAAGCUUUUGUGGAAGCUGCUGAGGGACGUUGACCCACUGCUGCCCCCUGCUGGACCCGCUCUGUGUGCACUGCGUCAGCUGCGGAACUGCACAGAUGACCACCAGUGUGUCGAAGAUGCUCUGGGUGUCCACUCCACCGUAUAUGUCCAGACACUGAAGGCUGGCAGACAUUUAUGUGAAACCAUGACGGAGUCGGAGUGUCAGAGCCGACUGCAGUCAGAGCUUCUGGCUGUGCAGGAGUCCUGGGAGCGAACCUGCUCACUGCUGGAGAGGAGACGAGGCCUGGUCAGCACCACUGUUCAGAAAUGGUCUCAGUGUCAGGACAGGAUCACCAGCAUCAUGUCAGAGCUGAGGGAGCUGAAAACAAAGCUAAAACAGCUGCCACCUGAAAGAACGCGGGACCCCGAAGACGAGAAACUCGUUCAGGAGACGGAGCUCUCUCUGCAGCAUUUGGCCAGUGGAUUGAGGGGCUUGGCCACUAUGAAGACGGACCUGUCCCAGUAUGUCACGGCCGGUGACUCGGCUCUGCUGGAGCAGCAGCUGGAACAACUCCAUGGUCAAUGGGAAGAGCUUUGUAUGAAGGUAUCCUUGCGCAGGCAGGAGAUCGCAGACCGCCUCAAUGCCUGGACCAUCUUCAACGACAAGAACAAGCAGUUCUGUGAUUGGCUGACUCAGAUGGAGAACAAAGUGUGCCACAGCGGUGAUCUGAGCAUAGAGGAAAUGGUGGAAAAACUGAAGAAGGAUUGUAUGGAGGAAAUCAAUUUGUUUAGUGAGAAUAAGAGCCACCUGAAGCAGCUGGGGGAGCAGCUGCUGCUGGCCAGUGACGAGGCCAAGCAGACGCAGGUCCACGGCUCUCUGCUGGAGGUCAACCAGCGCUGGCACAACCUCUUUCACCACAUCGAAGCCAGGGUGAAGAAGCUGAAGGAGACUCUGGUGACGGUGCAGCAGCUGGAUAAGAACAUGAGUAACCUGCGCUCAUGGCUUUCUCGCAUCGAGGCCGAGCUGUCCAGGCCCAUCACCUACAGCGUCUGUCACCACCAGGAGAUCCAGAGGAGGCUGGCUGAGCAGCAGGAGCUGCAGAGGGACAUCGAGCAGCACACGGAGGGCGUAGCGUCAGUACUCAGUCUGUGCGACGUUUUGCUGCGGGACGAGGAUGCUGCUGGCGGCACUGAAGCCGAGAGCGACUCCCUGCAGGAGACCAGCCGCAGCUUGGACCAGCGCUGGAGGACCAUCUGUGCCUUGGCUCUGGACAGGAGGCUCAGGAUCGAGGAGACGUGGAGGCUCUGGUGCAAGUUCCUCGAUGACUACUCCCGCUUUGAGGAUUGGCUGAAGAUGGCCGAGCGCACCGCUGCCAACCCCAACUCUGCAGACGUCCUUUAUACUGUCGCCAAGGAGGAGCUCAAGAAGUUCGAGGGUUUCCACAGGCAGGUUCUUGAGCGGCUGACUCAGCUGGAGCUGGUCAAUAAUCAGUACCGCCGCCUGGCCAGAGAGAACCGGACUGACCGAGCCAGCCAGCUCAAAGCCAUGGUGCACGAAGGCAACCGGCGCUGGGACACACUGCACCGCAGAGUGGCCGCAAUCCUCCGCCGACUCAAGUACUUCACCAGCCAGAGGGAGGAGUUUGACAGCACCAGGGAGAGCAUGCUGGUGUGGCUGACCGAGCUCGACCUGCAGCUCACCAACGUCGAACACUUUUCAGAGAGCGACGUCCAUCACAAGAUACAACAGCUCAACAGUUUCCAGAAGGAGAUCACCCUGAACACAGAGCGUAUUGACGGCCUGAUUGUGUUUGGAGAGGGUCUGAUCCAGAAGAGUUCACCACAGGAUGCAGCACAGAUAGAGAACGACCUAGAGGAGCUGCAUUCCUACUGCCAGGAGGUUUUCGGCAGACUGGUCCGUUUCCACCAGCGCCUCAGCCAGCCCCCGGUGGUCAAAGAGGAACCGGAGCUCUCUGAUACUGCCUUUUCCUUGGAGUCAAGCUUGGAGCUGAUUGGCCGGCGGUGGCUGGGGCGGAGCCACGGCAGCCUCCCGGCCACACCCACCCACCUGCUGGCCUCUCCACUGGAGCGUUCGGGGCGGGAGACACCUGUCAGCGUGGACUCUCUGCCACUGGAGUGGGACCACACCGGAGACGUAGGAGGAUCAUCGUCACAUGAGGACGAUGAUGAGGAGGAGGAGCGGGAGGAAGAAGAUGAGGAGGAGAGAACUUACUUCAGUGCACUGUCAGUUUCAAGCAGGUCUGUGGCAGCACACGAGUCUCCAAGAUGGCGAUCGCAGGCAGGCGCAGAAACACAAUCCCCCCAACUGGACUCGGAAGGUCACGCAGAGGCUCCGCCCACCCUCACCAGCACGCCUCUAAAGCACAGCUACUUGCGUCUCAUGUCCGAGUGCAGCGGCAGCAUCGAGGACAUUAAACGAGUCUCGCUGAUCCUGGAUGAUGAAGAGCAACCGGAGGAGCUCGGCCUGAUGGGACUGACAGCCGCAGACAAACAGACAGGUGUCAUUGAACGCUGGGAGCUGCUCCGGGCUCAGUCCAGCAGCGACCAGCACGCCGGCCCUCAGGAGCCACAGCAGCUCACGUCCGACCUUGACAACAUCACUUCCUGGUUAGAAAAUGUGAUCCCGGCCCUAGAGUGCCUCCAGCAGCCCGACCCGGCAGCCAGUAUCGAGGACAUGGCAGCCAGAGCCAAAGAACUGAAGGACAUGCAGAAGAUGUUUACACGCUACAAGUCCGUCAUGCUCGCUGUCAACCUGCGAGCUCAGGAAGCUCCAGAACUGCAGGAGAGGCUGGCAGGUAUGAACCGAGACUGGAGUCGAGUGUGCACGGGCCUCCAGCAGCAUGACGUGAGUCUGAGGAAGACGCUGAUGCGCUGCCAGGAGUUUCAUGAAACCCUCCAUUCUCUGCUGCUGUGGCUGGCCCACGCAGAGAGCAGGCGCUACGCAGUGGACAUCAGUGACCCAGACACACCUGUCAGAGCCCUGCAACAGCACCGCAAAACGCUCACAGAUCUGCAGGAGGAGCUGCAGGCCAGGCAGACCCAGCAGGCCUCCCUCCAGGCUCUGUGGUCUCAGCUCCAGCCUGCGGAGGAGGAGGCCGGGGAGAGCGACGAGGCCCGGGAGAAGCUCCACGUGACCGGCAGCAAACUGAAACUGCUGCUGAGGCAGGUGGGCCACGACCUCGGCAGUCUGCAGCAGCGCCUGGAUUGUGAAUCUGGAUCAGAGGUCGAACACCAAAGCGCGUCUGCAGAUGCGUCGCAGGAGGCCACAAAUUCAAAGAAAGGUUCCUCUACACGAAGAGAGAGGGAGUCAUCGCCGCCGCGGUCGCUCUUCUACCGGGUCCUUCGCGCCGCCUUCCCUCUGCACCUCCUCCUCCUGUUCCUCCUGCUCCUGCCCUGCCUGAUUCCCCUCUCAGAGAGCGACCCCGGCUGCACCGGGGCCAACAACUUCGCCCGCUCCUUCUACCCCAUGUUACGCUACACCAACGGGCCGCCGCCCACCUGAGAGAAAUGUACGUUGUUGUUUUUUAUAUAUAGAAAAAAGGCAUUUGGGGGUUUUUUUGUUGAAGGAACAAACUGUCUAAAAUUUAAAAUUGAUAAGUUAAACUGAUGAAUGAAAUUGAUUUCUAAAUCUAAAUCUUCUAAAAAAAAAAAAGCUUAAAACUGCAGGAAGUGUAUUUAAGUGUCUAUUUUACAUAUUUUAGAACAGCUUGUAUUUAUUCCACGAACUAAACCACCCAUUGGACUGCAUUUCAAUCAGGAAAAACCCCACAUGUAAAUGGAAAGAAAAAAAAAGCUAAAUAUUUUUAGUUCAAUAAUGCAAACAUCUUGAAACCGUCCAAGUAAGCAGUCACAGCAGUCCGUCUGCUUAACGAGUCAUACAGUAGACUUUAAAUAACCUUCUGCCACUUUUUAGAACCGAGAGGUGAAAACCAAAUGAGGUGAGGAAGUCAGUUUAAUACGAUGGCCUUAACACACCAUCUGAACACAGUAUCAUAGAGGUUUUAUUAAGAAAUGUCUUCCUUUGUCAUUUGCAUGUUUAUAUUCAGAUAUCACUCGUGCCACAGACCUAACUGUACACUGUAUGUUAUUUUGUGUGCGCUGCCGACAUUUCAUUUUGUGUAACAAAUGCAAACAAAAAUAAUGUCUGAUCUGUUUUUAGACUGAACUCUUAAAAAAAACUUUAUUUUUUACAGCAGAAGACACUGGUUAAAUUUGAAUGUAAUCUUUGUAAGGCCCAGAGUUUUAUACGCGUAUUUUUUUGGACGCUUGCCGUUUGUCUUGAGUCGAUUGUGAGCAGACGUUUCCAUGCCUCCCAGCGAACAGCGGAAACACUGCGGGUUUAGCAGGAUGACGUGUUUGUACAGAAUCUAAUAAUACAAUGCUUAUUUAUAACAACAAGCAGUGGAUUUAUGCUGUGUAUUUUAUGGUAGUAAACACUGAUUGUUUUAAUUC